AUAUUCCUCCAGUGUGUCGAAAGCAAAACAAAUCGUGGUUUGGCGAGGAAUUUGUUCCGCCUAUAGAAGUAGGCUGCGAUCAGAUGUGUUCCUCGGGUUUCGAACUUUGUUUUUUGACAUAAUUGUUUGCAAGAGAAGCGAAAAUUUUACUCUCGUUUCCGGAAUCAUUUUGAAGAGAGUACGCGAAAUCCCGCUGUGUGACAACCGGUUCCGCGAAAUGUGCCGAUAAAUUAGAACGGAUUGCUGCGAAAUCAACCGCGAACAGACCGUUGUUCGAAAUUAAUUUUUAUUUUUCCCCCGUUUUUUCUUCCCAACUGGACGUCCGGAUAAUUACCGAAGCUUAAACUAAGGGUGUCUAACUUGUUGGAUCACCUUGCGGCCAGGGGGUGUGUAGAGAUGAACAUCUCAACCGUUUUCAUGGACGAAACACUCGUCUACCUGUACCGGGAGAUGAUGGAGAACUACGUCCCGACGUACUUCAAGACGAUGGAGUACACGCCGUGGGUUUUCUCGCUGCUCGGGUCGGCCCUCAUCGGACUGAGCGGGAUCCUACCACUGCUGGUGAUACCGGGCGGCGACAAGGACAGUAAAGAUGCUGAGUUUAAAGAUCCCGCCGAAUCGAAAACACUCAAAGUUCUACUCAGUUUCGCGGUCGGAGGAUUGCUGGGCGAUGUGUUUCUGCAUUUGCUGCCGGAGGCAUGGAGCAGCGACUUGGGGAAGAGCGAGCAAGAUGGGCAUCCCUCGAUGCGCAGUGGCAUGUGGGUGUUGAGCGGGGUGCUGAUAUUCACAAUCGUGGAGAAGAUCUUCUCCGGCUAUGCGAACGCCGAUGAGGACAACCCACAGCCGAAGUGUGUCGAAAUAGCGACAUGUUUACUGCGCAAAAGUGGUAAACUACCCGAAGGCUUCGUGGGUAACUGUGGCGGUGGAUCCUGUGAUAUCGAGGAUGUGCCCAAUGGAUGUUUCCUGGCGGGAAAGGCUGAAGAGAAGAAAGAAUCCGGCAAGAAGGUGGCGGGAUAUCUGAAUCUGUUGGCGAACUCGAUAGACAACUUUACCCAUGGGCUAGCGGUCGCCGGUUCGUUUCUGGUAUCGUUCCGACAUGGCGUGCUGGCCACGUUUGCCAUUUUGCUCCACGAAAUUCCCCACGAAGUGGGUGACUUCGCAAUCCUCCUGCGGUCCGGCUUCAGCCGAUGGGACGCGGCCAAAGCCCAACUAUUGACCGCUGGAGCAGGUCUCCUAGGGGCGCUUGUAGCGAUUGGUGGCUCGGGAGCCACCACCGCGAUGGAAGCUCGAACAUCUUGGAUUAUGCCUUUCACCGCGGGAGGAUUUCUUCACAUCGCCCUGGUAACGGUGUUACCCGACCUUAUAAGUGAGAGCGAACCGCGCGAAUCGAUUAAACAGUUUGCCGCUCUGCUGCUGGGUAUUGCACUGAUGGCGAUUAUGACCGUGUAUUUCGAACACUAGAAAUCUCUCUCUGUGUGAGCGGAAUGUCACCCCACCCAAUGAUUUCCCACACACAAGAUGUUUUCCCCAAAUUGUGCUCUAGUUCAUGGAACUCUGCCACGAUCUCCUCGAUGGAAAUCGUGUAUUCUGUAUGCCAUAGCCCUAACACAUCAAAUUACUAACGCGUAGGUAAUAAACUAGACCCUUAACAAAUUAACCUGUUAAUUCCCAAACUCUGUUAAUGACUGUUUGAUAGCACAAAGCAGACAAACAAAAAAAACUCGGUGCGAUUAAUUGGAAUAGCCCCCGUUUUGCUCCGGUCUUGCGGCUUUUUAACGUGGGCUCAUUCCACCAUGUGAUAUUGUUAUCAAUCAGCAAUCGGCGGACAGUCGAGGAAGUGUUCAUCAAAAAACACUCCAUAUAUAUAUGUAAACUCUUUAGUUGUUAGUCAGUUAUUGGACGGAGCAAACCUAGUGUGGUAAGAUUCGAUAAUCUGUAGGUCGUUUUUCUUCACUACAUUGUGUAUAUAAUUACUAUAGAGAGGGGAGAUACAAAUGCAAACGCAGAUGGAUUUGCAUGUGCGCAUCGAAGCGUUUGCGCGUGUUCACUACUCGAACAGAUUGGCAAAGAUAAAGAAGGAAGUAUAGAUUUGAAGAUGUUUGACGCCAACGAAGGCGAUGCGUUGUGAUAUCACGUAUGAUAUUCAAGCUAAACUAAUAAAAGUGAUCGAUUUUAGUGAAAAUUUGCUCGUGAUGAUUAAGAUGUAGAUAAAUUGUGUAUUUGUCGAUGGUGGGAAAACUAAUCCGAUAGUCCUGAAACUAAACUAACUGAUCGUAAACACCGAACGGAAAGAAAGUGUAUCACCUGUAGGAAUGUUCCUUGAACCCGAAUAUCGAAAGGAACCCUCUGAAAAAUGCGAGCUGAAGAGGCAGAAGUUGCUCGCAGAGACACACCAAAGAAUGUCUGUGAACUGACAGGAAUUACUGUCAUCCACGAACAGAUAGAAUCUCGUUUUGCCAAGACGAAAUACUCUACAUCAGCUAGUUCAGAAUAGCCCAUUUUUCAGCAGCCGCACGAAAACUAUUGUUUGACUGUAAAAUCUGGCAAUAGCUGGCAAAAUCUAGCAAUAGCGCAGAUGGUAAGCGCGUCGAGGAGGGAAGUUGCCCACCACAGAAACAUUCAUUGCUCCUUAAAACUUCGUUUUGUCAAAUUUGGUUCCAUUUGCUUGGUUAGUUCUCGAGUUAUGCAAAAAAAUUGUGUUACAUUUAUAUGGCAGCCCUCCAUUAGAGAGCGGGAAGGAGCAUAGAACCACCAUAGAAAUAUUUCUUGCGCCCUACAACCUUCACAUGCCAAAUGCGGUUCCGU
Toxorhynchites rutilus septentrionalis is the source of this 2805-nucleotide messenger RNA. It is a transcript of the gene Zip99C, whose product is annotated as zinc transporter ZIP13 homolog. The coding region runs from base 397 to 1461 and encodes 354 amino acids. The record is from RefSeq and is a predicted model, not a curated record. NCBI's taxonomy places the organism in Eukaryota, Metazoa, Arthropoda, Insecta, Diptera, Culicidae. Gene Ontology annotation, cellular component: membrane. The transcript is spliced from 5 exons. Gene Ontology annotation, molecular function: zinc ion transmembrane transporter activity. Gene Ontology annotation, biological process: zinc ion transmembrane transport; intracellular zinc ion homeostasis.